Molecule: messenger RNA, 3419 nt
Organism: Nannospalax galili (Upper Galilee mountains blind mole rat)
Lineage: Eukaryota; Metazoa; Chordata; Mammalia; Rodentia; Spalacidae
Gene: Vldlr
Product: very low density lipoprotein receptor
Exons: 20
Coding region: 193-2814 (873 amino acids)
Molecular function (GO): calcium ion binding; protein binding
Source: RefSeq, a predicted model, not a curated record
ACGCACGCUGCCACUUGCCCCCGCACUCUCCGCCCGGCGCGCGGGGGGGUGGUGCGUGCAGGAGCUGCGGGGCUGAGACUCCGGCUCCCGGCCCUGCGCCGCUCAGCCCGGCUCCGGCCGCCGCUGGGGGCUGGUAACUUGUUGUGCGGAGCGAAAGGCGGCGGCGGCGGCGGCACCAUCCGGGCGGGCAGCAUGGGCACGUCCGCGCGCUGGGCGCUGUGGCUUCUGCUCGCGCUGUGCUGGGCGCCCCGGGACGCCCGCGCCUCUGCAAGCGGGAAAAAAGCCAAAUGUGAAUCCUCCCAAUUCCAGUGUACAAAUGGCCGCUGCAUUACUCUGCUGUGGAAAUGUGAUGGAGAUGAAGACUGUGUUGAUGGCAGUGAUGAAAAGAACUGUGUAAAGAAGACGUGUGCUGAGUCAGACUUCGUGUGCAACAAUGGCCAGUGUGUUCCCAACAGAUGGCAGUGUGAUGGGGAUCCUGACUGUGAAGAUGGUUCUGAUGAGAGCCCAGAGCAGUGCCAUAUGAGAACAUGCCGCAUAAAUGAAAUGAGCUGUGGCGCCCAUUCUACUCAGUGUAUCCCAGUGUCCUGGAGAUGUGAUGGUGAAAAUGAUUGUGACAAUGGAGAAGAUGAAGAAAACUGUGGCAACAUAACAUGUAGUGCUGAUGAGUUCACUUGCUCCAAUGGCCGCUGCAUCUCUAGGAACUUUGUGUGCAAUGGCCAGAAUGACUGUAAUGAUGGCAGUGAUGAGCAGGACUGUGCCCCACCAACCUGCAGUGCCCAUGAGUUCCAGUGCAGCACAUCCUCCUGCAUCCCCAUCAGCUGGGUAUGUGAUGACGAUGCAGACUGCUCUGACCAGUCAGAUGAGUCCCUUGAACAGUGUGGCCGCCAACCAGUGAUACACACCAAGUGCCCAGCCAGCGAGAUCCAGUGUGGUUCUGGGGAAUGCAUUCAUAAAAAGUGGCGAUGUGAUGGGGACCCUGACUGCAAGGACGGUAGCGAUGAGGUCAACUGCCCUUCUAGAACCUGCAGACCUGACCAGUUUGAAUGUGAGGAUGGCAGCUGCAUCCAUGGCAGCAGACAGUGCAAUGGCAUCCGAGACUGUGUUGACGGCUCCGACGAAGUCAACUGCAAAAACGUCAAUCAGUGCUUGGGCCCCGGAAAGUUCAAGUGCAGAAGUGGGGAAUGCAUAGAUAUCAGCAAAGUGUGUGACCAGGAGCAGGACUGCAGAGACUGGAGUGAUGAGCCCCUGAAAGAAUGCCAUAUCAAUGAAUGCUUGGUAAACAACGGUGGCUGUUCCCACAUCUGCAAAGACCUAGUUAUAGGCUAUGAAUGUGACUGUGCAGCUGGGUUUGAACUGAUAGAUAGGAAAACCUGUGGAGAUAUUGAUGAAUGCCAAAACCCAGGAAUCUGCAGUCAAAUUUGUAUCAACUUAAAAGGCGGUUACAAGUGUGAAUGUAGUCGUGGCUAUCAAAUGGAUCUUGCCACUGGCGUGUGCAAGGCAGUAGGCAAAGAGCCAAGUCUGAUCUUCACUAAUCGAAGAGACAUCAGGAAGAUUGGCCUAGAGAGGAAAGAAUAUAUCCAACUUGUUGAACAACUAAGAAACACGGUGGCUCUUGAUGCUGACAUUGCAGCUCAGAAGCUAUUUUGGGCUGAUCUAAGCCAAAAGGCCAUCUUCAGUGCCUCAAUUGAUGACAAGGUUGGUAGACAUUUUAAAAUGAUCGACAAUGUCUAUAAUCCUGCAGCCAUUGCUGUUGAUUGGGUGUACAAGACCAUCUACUGGACUGAUGCGGCUUCUAAGACUAUUUCAGUAGCUACCCUAGAUGGAACCAAGAGGAAGUUCCUGUUUAAUUCUGACUUGCGAGAGCCUGCCUCCAUAGCCGUGGACCCGUUGUCUGGCUUCGUUUACUGGUCAGAUUGGGGUGAACCAGCUAAAAUAGAAAAAGCAGGGAUGAAUGGAUUUGAUAGACGUCCACUGGUGACCACGGACAUCCAGUGGCCUAAUGGAAUCACCCUUGACCUUAUCAAAAGCCGCCUCUACUGGCUGGAUUCCAAGCUGCACAUGCUGUCUAGUGUGGACUUAAAUGGCCAAGAUCGUAGGAUAGUGCUAAAGUCUCUGGAGUUCCUGGCUCAUCCUCUUGCACUCACAAUAUUUGAGGAUCGUGUCUACUGGAUAGAUGGGGAAAAUGAAGCAGUGUAUGGUGCGAAUAAGUUCACUGGGUCAGAGCUGGCUACUCUAGUCAACAACCUCAAUGAUGCCCAAGACAUCAUUAUCUACCAUGAACUCGUUCAGCCAGCAGGUAAAAAUUGGUGUGAAGAAGAUAUGGAGAAUGGAGGAUGUGCAUACCUCUGCCUGCCAGCACCACAGGUUAAUGAUCACUCUCCAAAAUACACCUGUUCCUGUCCCAAUGGAUACAAUCUAGAGGAAAAUGGGCGAGAGUGUCAAAGUACUACAACUACUGUGGCUUACAGUGAGACAAAAGAUACCAGCACAACAGAAAUUCUACCAACUAGUGGACUGGUUCCUGGAGGGAUCAAUGUGACCACAGCAGUGUCAGAGGUCAGUGUUCCCCCAAAAGGGACUUCAGCUGCCUGGGCAAUCCUUCCUCUCUUGCUAUUAGUGAUGGCAACAGUAGGUGGAUACUUGACGUGGAGGAAUUGGCAGCACAAGAACAUGAAAAGCAUGAAUUUUGACAAUCCUGUGUACUUGAAGACCACUGAAGAGGACCUCUCAAUAGACAUUGGUAGACACAGUGCCUCUGUCGGACACACAUAUCCAGCAAUAUCAGUUGUAAGCACAGAUGAUGAUCUAGCUUGACUCCUGAGGCAAGUUUCGACCUAUCAGGUCUAAGCCAAUAAUACUGACUCCGGAAUGGUAACCAAGCCAGCGCUGAAGUCUCUAUCUUCCUCCAUCUGGAAGAACAUCAAGAUAUCUUUGCGUGGAUCAAGCUUGUGUACUUGACCAUUUUUAUAUUACUUUUGUAAAUAUUCUUGUCCAAUUUUACUUCAGCCUUGGAUGUGGUUACCAAGUGUCUGUAACCCUUGAAUUCUAGACAGUAUUGCCAUCUCUGGCCAAAUAUGCACUUUCCCUAGAAAGCCAUAUUCCAGCAAUGAACCUUGUGCUAUAGUGAAUCCUACCUGUACAUAUACUGUAUAGGCCACCUGUAAAUAUCCCAGAGAACAAUCACUAUUCUUAAGCACUUUGAAAAUAUUUCUAUGUAAAUUAUUGUAAACUUUUUCAAUGGUUGGGACAAUGGCAAUAGGAUAAAACGGGUUACUAAGAUGAAAUUGCCAAAAAAAUUUGUAAACUAAUUUUGUACGUAUGAAUGAAAUCUUUGGCCUCAAUGGAGGUUUGCAAAGACUGAAUGUUCAAACUACUGUACAUUUUUUUCAAGUGCUAAAAAAUUAAACCAAGCAGCUUAA